Molecule: messenger RNA, 2797 nt
Organism: Rubroshorea leprosula
Lineage: Eukaryota; Viridiplantae; Streptophyta; Magnoliopsida; Malvales; Dipterocarpaceae
Source: the annotation of a GenBank genome assembly
AUAAACCCUAAUAGAUGGUUUCUGGAUUAAUUUCAGUUGAAGGACAUGGCGCUGAAGGCGUCGGGGGCGUACAGACACUGCACUCCGUGCGUGGCGCAGAGCCAAUUCCGGAACCAAGGGGAAUCAGACGCGGAUUCUGACCUGUUCAGGUGGUCGUAUCGUCGGACGGGGAGUUCAAGCUCCGGGACCCAGAGGAUGUGGGGGAAAGAAAUGGAGGCGAGGCUGAAGGGGAUAUCGAGCUCGAGCGGAGAGGCGACGAAUCCUGUUAAUCAAGUAAAUACAGUUAAUGAGACUGGUGGGAUUAGCAGCUUCCAUGAAGGACCAAAUAACAGAAAAAGUAAAGGUGGAAGGGUGGGGAAGGAAGUAAAAGAAAGAUGUGUAUUUAGAACACGGUCAGCUAUUGACCAUCUGGAGGAUGGGUACAAGUGGUGGAAAUAUGGACAGAAGGCGGUGCUGAACAGUCGAUUUCCAAGGAGUUAUUAUAGAUGUUCUCAAAGUGGGUGUCCUGCGAGGAAGAGGGUUGAAAGAGAUGGAGAAGAUCCAUUAUAUGUGAUUACAACUUAUCAAGGGGUCCAUCACCACAACUUUUCUGAGUGUUUAAUGUUGUUUCCUCAGGAAACUACAAAGGAGGUCGUACAGGCCACAAUGGACUCACCAUCGGCUGAUUAUAAUCAACAACCUGAAGGUUUAAUUCAAUUUGAACAAGAUGGUGAUGGAAAAGGAGAAACAAAGAACGUGAAGGCUGGAGGGAUGGCUGAAUUCUUCCAACAAUCAAAUCAAAGUGGUCAUAAGUCCGUUCGGACUCCCAUUGAGGGAUCACGAGCAAACAGAGGCGGACAACCUGUAAGAGGCAAAACUGAAGAACCAGGCAUGCCAGCAGACACAGAAACCAAGGAUAAAUUGCCAUUUAGUGUUGAAAGAUACACCAAUAUGAGUUCCAGGCAAGGUGGAGAAGUGCUGACAGAGAUACCAGAAGGAGACGAAUGGAUUGCUCCAAAUAUCUGUGCAACUGUUUGUAAACCUGUUCUCCCAGAAUCUCCAAGUUGCCCAUUUCUGGUUGCUCUGUCCUUGGAAGGAAGCAAAGCUCUUAUGGCUAUCCCUUCGUCCUUCUUUGAGCACAUGUCUGUCCUUACACGCUUGAAUUUGUCUCAUACUAGUAUCAGAUCUUUGCCUGUGUCUCUUUUCAAGUUGUUUUCACUUAAAGAACUCAGUCUAAGGCACUGCAAACUCUUCAUGGAAUUGUCACCACAAGUUGGGCAACUUUAUAAUCUUGUUUUGCUUGAUCUUGAUGAGACUCAGAUUGUGGAAUUGCCAAAGGAGAUUGGAAAACUUUCCAAUCUAGAAAUUUUGAGAUUAUCCCUUGAUGGAUACGUGAACUGUGGAAAGCAGUUGCAGCAAAAUCUAUUAAUUCAUCCUGGGACCAUUAAAAGGCUCUCGCAGUUGAUAGAAUUAAAAAUUGAUGUGAAUCCGGAGAAUGAGGACUGGAAUGCAGUUGAGGAAGUUGUUGUAGAGGAAAUCUGUAGCCUGGAAAGAUUGCAGCAUCUUGUAUUAUACCUGCCAAAUGUUCAGAUUUUGGGAAAACGCACAACAGGUAGCACAUCACUCAGUUAUUAUCCCUUGCGCAGGUUCAAGUAUACUAUUGGGCAGCAUAGACAGCAUAUCAUCUCUCGAGUACCAGAAAAAGUUGAAGCUCGCUUUCAAGAGUGGGACAAAUGCUUGAAAUUUGUUAAGGGCAAUGAUAUCUCAAGUGAGAUGAAAAGGGUAGUUGGAUACACAAAAGCAUUCUACCUUGAACGUCAUGCCACUGCUAGAAGCUUGUGUGAUUUUGGGAUAAAAAAUAUGAAGAACCUAAAGUUCUGCUUAUUGGCAGAAUGUAAUGAAAUCCAAACCAUCAUAGAUGAAGGAAAGUCUUAUGAAGAAGAAGAAGAAAUUGAUACAGUUGAAGGUGAGGUGAUUGAUUGUGAGUCUGGAGUUGAGGCAUAUUCUGCUCAAGAACCUGUAGUUUUGAAUCUACAGUACUUGCAUAUCUAUUACCUGAAGAAUUUAGCGAGCAUUUGGAGAAGCCCCACCUAUGAUAAGCAGUGUCUAUCUGGCUUGAAGGUCCUAGAACUCCAUGUGUGCCCCAAAUUGAGUGUCAUUUUCUCACCAGCUUUGCUCACUAAUCUUGGCAAGUUGGAGGUGCUUGUAGUUGAAGACUGCCCUGAAUUGACCAGUGUUGUAAGCCCAACAAGCAAUUCAUCCUUUGAGUUUUCACUAGAUUGUUUUCUGCCUAGCUUGAAGAUGAUGCUACUUCUUUUCCUUCCGAAAUUGGAAAGCAUAUCUAGUGACUUUCACAUUGCACCAAAACUAGAAAAGAUGGGAUUUUAUGAUUGCCCAGAGCUUAAGAGUCUUUCUAAAAGGGAAAUGUCAAGUGAAAAUUUGAAAGUGAUCAAAGGAGAAAGGGAGUGGUGGGAAGCAUUGGAAUGGGAGGAGUCAGAGUGGAAAAUGUCAGGUCUUGGACCAAACCGUAAACCUAGGAACUGGAUGCAGAACCAUGACAUUGGUGCUGUUGGUUGCUCAGAUCUCAGAUGAAGUCACGGAGGCGGUGCUGAAUUUAGGUCUCUGAAUUUGGCUGAUAGUUUGUUUUCUGUAAAGCAGUGUCUAACCUUGGAAAUCGUAUGCCUUUGAAAUUUAUGUGAUCUAAGCCUUCUACUUGACAUUGAGGGUAUAUCUUUAAGAGAGUAUCCUAAUGUAAACUCUAUAUCGCGAGAAAUUGCAAGACAGGCUUUAUAUUGCUGUAUAAAUAUUGUUGCUUUCC